This is a messenger RNA of Psammomys obesus (fat sand rat), 1822 nucleotides long. Its product is annotated as transcriptional enhancer factor TEF-5. Gene Ontology annotation, biological process: hippo signaling; embryonic organ development; regulation of transcription by RNA polymerase II. Lineage: Eukaryota; Metazoa; Chordata; Mammalia; Rodentia; Muridae. The record is from RefSeq and is a predicted model, not a curated record. Gene Ontology annotation, cellular component: transcription regulator complex. Gene Ontology annotation, molecular function: RNA polymerase II cis-regulatory region sequence-specific DNA binding; DNA-binding transcription factor activity, RNA polymerase II-specific.
CAUCAAGCCCUUUGCUCAGCCUGCCUACCCCAUCCAGCCUCCCCUGCCACAGGCGCUCAACAGUUACGAGCCCCUGGCCCCGCUGCCCCCAGCCGCCGCCUCCGCGCCUGCGUGGCAGGACCGCAGCAUCGCCUCCUCCCGCCUGCGCCUCCUGGAGUAUUCUGCCUUCAUGGAGGUGCAACGGGACCCCGACACGUACAGCAAACACCUGUUCGUGCACAUCGGCCAGUCAAACCCUGCCUUCUCGGACCCACCCCUGGAGGCGGUGGACGUGCGGCAGAUCUACGACAAGUUCCCCGAGAAGAAGGGGGGGCUGAAGGAACUCUACGAGAAGGGGCCCCCGAACGCCUUCUUCCUCGUCAAGUUCUGGGCUGACCUCAACAGCACGGUUCAGGAGGGCCCCGGGGCCUUCUACGGGGUCAGCUCGCAGUACAGCUCGGCCGACAGCAUGACCAUCAGCGUCUCCACCAAGGUGUGCUCCUUCGGCAAGCAGGUGGUGGAGAAAGUGGAGACCGAGUACGCCCGGCCGGAGAACGGGCGCUUCGUCUACCGCAUCCACCGCUCCCCCAUGUGCGAGUACAUGAUCAACUUCAUCCACAAGCUCAAGCACCUGCCGGAGAAGUACAUGAUGAACAGCGUCCUGGAGAACUUCACCAUCCUGCAGGUGGUCACAAGUCGGGAUUCCCAGGAGACUCUGCUGGUGAUCGCGUUCGUCUUUGAAGUCUCCACCAGCGAGCACGGGGCCCAGCACCACGUCUACAAGCUUGUCAAAGACUAGCGUGCCCUCGACGUCCACAAGGAUGCAAGGCGGACAUCUUCCACACACCUGCCUGCCUGGGCUCCCGGGGCAUGGGCUGGGGGACUCGCCCACCCACUGGCUUCAGGCCGGGACCCAGGCUGCCUCCCUGGCCUUGGCAGCAUGGCACAUGCGCUCCCUGCCACUGUUCUGCGCUUUACUGGAGAGAAGAGGGCUCACAUGGUGGGGUGGCCUGCCCGGGCACCGACCCACAGAUGCCCACGCUCCACCUGGCCUCACGUGACGUCAGAGCGGGGGGGGGGGUAGAGGACACCUGUGGGCUUCGUGCAUGGUCGCUGGCCCCGAGGGGAGCGUGAUGGGCAGGUGAGGGUAAAUGGAGACUGGGGAAAGGCAGCUUGCAAGAAGGCCCUGGUACGAGGAGCCAAGUUGGGAGCUGGGUUGAGAAGGGCCCACACCUCUUAGUGCCUUCUGGGUGCCGGCCUGUUCCUAGGCCCCUUGCACAGCAAGUCUGGGUCUUCUAUGUCAACAGUGCCAAGAUGGAGGCCCACAGCAGUGGACAGAGCUGGAGCAUAGGUUCGGCUACCUCCCUAGAACAGGGCUGGCGCCAAGGGAGGGGCGUGGCUGGGAUGGUACAGCCUCAGUCUCCCCAGCACGCGGGCCACUAGGGACCCCUUCUUCAGGACCCUGUAGACAGUGGCAGGGAACAGGAGGCUGGAACUUGAAGAGUCCUUGGCUCCUGCCCUAGCCUCCUCCUCCACAGCCUGUCCCCAGGCCACCUGGGUAUUUAUGAGUUUCAAAUGAAGUACUGUGCCCCUCCUCAUCCUGCCCGAGCUUCCUGAAGGUCUUCACCGUUUGCAUACUGCUCAGGCCACCUCCAAACCCCACCUAGGUUUUAUAACAUGUAUUAUAUUUUUGUGUAUUUUUAAAAUCCAGCUAUGAUGGGCUAUAUCAUAAAUGGCUCAAGGCAGGGGCUCCUCAAGGCCUGGCUCCUGCUCAAAAAAAAAAAAAUUAAAUGUUUUCUGGGUCAGAAGAGUUGUGCCACAUGCAACCUCUGACCUAUACUAA